Molecule: messenger RNA, 1815 nt
Organism: Scheffersomyces stipitis CBS 6054
Lineage: Eukaryota; Fungi; Ascomycota; Pichiomycetes; Serinales; Debaryomycetaceae
Product: repeat protein 2
Exons: 3
Coding region: 1-1815 (604 amino acids)
Source: RefSeq, a predicted model, not a curated record
AUGCGAGGUUCGAACUCGCGCGGACAUCGUCCAGCAGAUCUUAAGUCUGCCGCCUUAGACCACUCGGCCAACCCUCCAUUUUUCAAAGGCGAAACUAGCAAAUAUAAAUUUAAAUUGCAAAUAUCACGUGAUCGUCCACACGCCAUCAAUCAACUGGAAGGACCUCCUGGAGACUCUUCCCACUUCUACGCUUCAAAUAGUGCUUUAAAAGAACCGAAACCGCCAGAUAUUGGCCGAAAACGAAAAACCGACGUCGCACCCGAUGAUCUGAUGGACCUUGAUGGCGAGUCCUCAGAUGCCGUAGAAAACGACGAAUUGGAGCCAUCUUUCGUGACAGCAGGAUCAGUUAUUGCUGAUGACUCUUUUGAAGAUACCCAAGAAGCCUCAAAUGCCUUGAACACCUUGAACGAAGCGCCAGAAAUGUCGACUAUGGACAGCUUUGAAACCUCAGUUUCGAAAAAUUCUUCACAUCACGUGAUCGAGGAAGAACACGACACAGUUUUGGCUGCAAAAGGAGAUACUGUUAUGAUAUCUCCAAAUCCUACUUCCAGUAGCGAUUGGUCAAAGCCUACAUCCACCAAACACGAAUAUCAAAAACGGGCAAUCGAAUUGAGGAUUGAUCGGUUUGAGUACAAGGAUACCCAAUUAGACCCGUCCAAAGAGUUGUCUUUAAAAGAAAAGCUAGCGGUUAUUGAAGACCACUUUUCCCAUCUCCCCGAGAAAUUCUCUGAAACAGCUCUUCAGCUCGAAACCAAAUUGAAACAGGUAAGAGCAGCUAAAACAAAUUUCCUAGACUUACUCGCCAAGGCGACAGGUGAGGAUAAGGAUGCGAGACCACUGUACCUCAGAGCCAUACAUGAAAACGAGAUACAAGAAAGAGAUCUCAUGGUCCAAUUGACAAAGGAAAACACCCUUCGUGCUAUUGUUCCCUUGAUGAUGAUCAGACCACUCAGCAACUCUACUGCCUAUAUGUCCCUCAGUCCCAUUGAGGGACCUAAAACCUCAACCCAGGGACCCAGCCUUCUUAUGUCUCUUAAAAAAUUGUUAAGACAAGGUUAUGAAGGAUCAACUUCCGAUUACUAUUUCAAAUUGAGCAUGAUUCCCUCUAAACCUCUCGCAAACAUGUUUCUUGUCGGACUUGAACACCCAUCAGAUCACAAAAACCCAGAGAUGGCGAUCAGUGAAUUAUUCAAUAGAGGUUCCAUGCAAAUUACAUCGUCCCAUAACCUCAAUUUUUCAAAAUUCCCAUCAGACGUCUACUCAGUGGAAGAAAAAGUCAAGUAUGAGAUUCUCGUUGCCCAUUCAGAGCGCAUUCGCAAUACAUACUAUUUAGACAAAGACAAAGAAAAGAGUAAACUGUUCUACCUCAUUGCAACGGACUCUGGCAAAGUCCCUACUCGAAAGAAUGCAAAUCUUCCGAACUAUAGUCUCGAGAUCAUUUCGACUUUUAAAUUCUGCAGUUACUGUCACGAAAGUGAUCACCCAACCUUUAAAUGCACCAAAACGAACAAAAACCGCACGACGUACUAUCCACCUAGUACACCAAUGGUAGCUACUUACACUCUGAACAGAGAAAGUACUACAGACAAUGGCAGUAAAUUUCGUAAAGUACGGACAGGGGCCUUCACCGAAGUCACCAAGGGCGUAAAACCCCAGAAAAUCCAACAAACAAUAGUAAACAAUGGAUCAAAUUCAUUCAUGAACUUGCCUAUGGAAGAACCGCCCAGCUCAACCACGGACCCGACCAGCACCACGGCCUUUUCGCGUCAGCCAACAAGCCAUUGGGCAUGGUCGGCGGCGUUACUAUACGUCUGA